Prosopis cineraria is the source of this 2685-nucleotide messenger RNA. RefSeq names its product gibberellin 20-oxidase-like protein. Bases 1661 to 2620 code for a protein of 319 amino acids. The transcript is spliced from 3 exons. The record is from RefSeq and is a predicted model, not a curated record. Lineage: Eukaryota; Viridiplantae; Streptophyta; Magnoliopsida; Fabales; Fabaceae. Gene Ontology annotation, molecular function: dioxygenase activity.
GGAGAAAUUCUAAAUAUUUCCAGUUGAAAAUUUUGAUGGAUAAAGACGAAAAUCAGAGUAAAAGGGCAAUCUUGUCUUCCGAGGAAAAAGAGAGUGAUCCUAGUUGAUAUGGAUUAUCUUAGAAUGUGCAAUAUUGUGCAGGAUUCCUUUUUCUUGGGUUUGUAUAUGUUGUAAAUGUCUAUAGCUUUCUCGUGAACUAUCGUUCUUAGUUCAGUUAUCAUUUGCACUUCUCAUCGUUACUGGUCAUGUCUGCUUCUUUUAUCAGUUAAUAUAUUGUUUUAUGUGUUAUGGCCUUAUCGGAAACUAUCCCAUUUCACUUUGCCGCCAUAACGUGAGACAAUCCUAAAUGGGGUUUGGUCGAUUCAAAUGAAUUCUGAUCAUGAAAGCGGUGAAAAUGGAGCGAUUGGAAGUACACGAUCGAAGCCCAAUAUCACCGGUCCACGUCGAACCCAUGCUUGUGUUGACCGAGUAUAAACGGCUAGUCAAAGCGAAACUUUCUGAAGAAGAAUGUGAGCUCCAUGAAUAGCGGAAUUUACAAACUUCUCGUGGCUGAUAUGCUUCAUUCCCAGCCUGUCCAUGAUGAAUACGAACAUAUAUUCAAUUCAGGUAAAAAGAGAAAAAAUAAUAAAAGGAUCUGUCUGGAACAUCUUGCAUAUGUCUCUGCUAUUCUUCGCCAGUCCUGCUAUUUCUGUUUAUCAUUUUCUCCCCUCAGUUAUGUCAAUUUUUUUCCUUGAUACUUUUUUCCUAGCUAGUGUGUGCAUUAUUUACAAUAUUUUUUUUUCUGUGCAAUAUUAAUGUUUUAAUAUAAAGUUUAUUAUGUAUGUAUUGAUUAAAAUGUUUGGAGUACAUAGCUUUAAUUUCUUUCAGCGCAUUAGAGAGUGAGAAAAAAGCAAGUGCACUUUCUAGGGACAAAAAUUUGUAUAUUUGCAUGCCCCUUGUUGCAGGAUAGCCUUUUCAAAGUGGUAGCAUCUCAUCAUUAUCGUGGCCAUAGAGCAAUGAUCAACCACAGCCACUCAAUUCAGACUAAAUCAUUAAUUUUCAUUGACAUUUUAAUUACUCGUUAAACAUUAUUUGUAUUGGGUGGACCAACAUGCUAUCUUAGAAAGACUCAAUAAAGAUUAGAUCGAAUCAGGACAAUUGAGCUAAUAUGAUUUAAGCAGAAAGAUUUGCAAAAUAUUUUAUUGCUCAAUCUAAUAAUAAGAAAAUUAUUUAUAGGUCUUCACAGGAUAUUUUAAAGAUGAGUUAAUAAUAAUAUAUCACAUUAUAUCAGAAUUUUUUUUUAAUCAAACACUUGUUUGAACAUAUUAAUUACAAUAAAUUAGAUUUUCUCCAUGCUUGAAGUUUAAAGAAUUUUCAUGCAAAGGGUGUGCUAUAUAUGAUAAUGUAAAUUGUUUUGAACAGUUUGACAUUUUGAAUUAAAUUGAUUUUUAAGACUGAACACACACUACACAAGGGAAGGGACCAUGCCAUGCCACUUUGGAAUUUGUUUUUGGUGGUAUGCUAUAAAUCAUUGGUGUAAAUUCUUCCCUUUGAUCGACAAAUAAAAACAGACCUUCUUCCUCUCUAAGCUUCUGACCAACCUUCUCCCUCUGUACAUUAAAUAACCCGAAACAUAGGUGGAAAGAUACCCACCAUGUCUUUUCCUACGUCCUAGACCAUAAUGUCUAAGCCCAGAUUCUCUGUUGAUCUUCCCGUAUUAGACAUUUCUCAGCCAUUAGAGUCAUCCUCUUUAUCUUCCCUUUCGAAAGCCUGCAAGGACUGGGGAUUUUUUCACAUAAUCAACCAUGGAAUCUCCAAAGAUCUAUUCAGACAGCUUCACUCAUUGUCUCAAUCUCUCUUCAACCUCCCUUCUGAUACUAAGCUCAAACUUGGCCCUUUCUCCCCCGUAAAAUCUUACACUCCUCACUUCAUUGCUUCUCCUUUCUUUGAGAGCCUCAGAGUUAAUGGGCCUAACUUCUAUGUUUCUGCUAAGAGUUCUGCAGAUGUCCUCCUUGGCAAACAGAACUAUGAAUUCAGUGAGAUACUUCAUGAAUAUGGAAACAAGAUGGCAGCAUUGUCGGAGAAAAUCCUGAAGCUUGUUCUGAUGAGUCUAGGAGAAGGAUAUGAGAAGAAAUACUAUGAACCAGAGUUCAAGAACUGCCAUGGUUACCUCAGGAUAAACAACUACUCUGCCCCAGAAACCAUGGAAAAAGAAGUUGAAGGGCUUGGGAAGCACACGGACAUGAGCUGUAUCACUGUAUUAUACCAGGAUGACAUAGGAGGGCUUCAAGUGAGAUCAAAGGAAGGAAAUUGGGUAGACAUAGACCCUUCAGAAGGUACACUUGUGGUUAACAUAGGGGACAUGCUUCAAGCUUGGAGUAAUGAGAAGUUAAGGUCUUCUGAGCAUAGGGUAGUUCUGAAACAGCCAGUGAAUAGGUUUUCUCUGGCUUUCUUUUGGUGCUUUGAGGAUGAGAAGGUGGUGGUGGCACCAGAUGAAGUGGUUGGAGAAGGAUGCAAGAGGUUGUACAGGCCAUUUCUGUGCUUGGAGUAUUUGAAAUUCAGAGAGAAUAAUGAAAAGGGAAGGUUUGAAAAGGUAGGUUUCACUGUUACAGAUUUUGCUGGGAUUAAGGCUCAACUCUAAGUGUCUGCUAGGGUUUGGUUUGUAAAAAAGGUAGAUAUAAUCAAUUAUAAAUAAAUCUUUAAUUA